UUCAGGCUCCUUUUUGCCGCGCAGUAACUCGGUUAACCCUUGGCGCGUUAUAAUUGUUCCCGCUACGCCGGAGCUGCGGGUGCCUCGAGCCACGGUGGUCGGCGGUGGUGGGGGAAAGAGAUGCCGAAGCGUUCCUGCCCGUUCGCGGACUCGUCCCCGGUGCAGCUGAAGACGCGCGUGCGGCUGAAGGAGCUGAGCCAGGGCGUCAUGGGCGAGAGGUACCGGCGCGAGAUCUUCGAGAAAACCAAACAGCUGCUCUUCAAAGGUGCUCAGACAUACAUGAACAAUGCCUGCAAUGCAAGUGCAGUGGGAACAUAUCUAAUUGCACAAUAUCCAGAAUCAUGUAUAGACAAAUCAGAAAUUUGUUCCUUGCACAGAUGUAAUGGACAAAUGUUAAUUGGGCAGGAUGGAAAACUUCGACAACCCUGUGCAAGUGAAAUGGUUUUGCCGGUAGGAGUGUCAAAAGCCUGUUCCUCCUGUAUAAGAACAGUUGACAUCAAAGAUGUUUGCACGCAGUGUGAUCAGUACAUAUGCCAGAACUGCAGCAAACUCUGCAGCUGUUGCAGCACCAUUGUCUGUUCAUUAUGCUCAGUUAUAGAAUUUGACGAUGUUGGAGAUCAAAUCUUUUGCAGUGGCUGCUCAAUGUACAAAGAAUAAACAGCUGUUUUUAGGAAAUGGUUGUCAUUAGUAUUGUAAAGAAAGUAUUGCUUUUAAAUAAUUAGGUUUUUGAGAUACUGGAGUGCCUUUUUCUAAAUAUUGUAUAUUCUGUAAUUGUAGUUUAAUAUAAUAAAUAUUUUCUAU
Messenger RNA from Thamnophis sirtalis, 801 nucleotides. RefSeq names its product SIVA1 apoptosis inducing factor (gene SIVA1). Gene Ontology annotation, biological process: extrinsic apoptotic signaling pathway. Lineage: Eukaryota; Metazoa; Chordata; Lepidosauria; Squamata; Natricidae. Gene Ontology annotation, molecular function: CD27 receptor binding. The record is from RefSeq and is a predicted model, not a curated record.